AUGUUUGGUUUUCGUGUUUUACGAAAACGUUGGGUUUUAUUCCUUAUUUUGUUCAGUUCUAUAAUUUAUUUCCUCACAAAUGACUUGAUAUUAGAAGAAUAUGAAUCAAGGAGAACACUUCGACAACCAUUCCAAUGGCAGCCAAAAAUAUCAGAUGAAAUUGAAGUGAAUGAUACAAUCAAAAUCAAAUGUCGUAAUUCCGUCCAGGGUAGAAAAUAUAUUGUUGAUGAAAGAGGAUAUUGUUGUCACAGACGGCAUUUAGACUCCAACCGUUGUUGUGAUAAUAAAGAAUCGUCUGCUGUGAGGUAUAAUUGUGAAAGUUGUCAUAAUAAUGGUUGUUGUAUAAUAUAUGAACACUGUGUAUCUUGUUGUUUACAACCUGAUAAGCAACCAUUGUUAAGUAAGAUAUUGAGAGAUAGUCGAGAUUCUAAGAACGAACCCUACAACAAAUUAUUUGAAUUAGUUGAAGACCAUUUUGAGCUCUGUCUUGCCAAGUGUCGAACGUCUUCACAGAGUGUACAACAUGAGAACUCUUAUCGAGAUCCAAGAGCCAAGCAUUGUUAUGGUGAAACACCACCAGACUUACAAUCAGUUACUGUAUGA
Messenger RNA from Lottia gigantea (owl limpet), 603 nucleotides. RefSeq lists its product as hypothetical. The coding region runs from base 1 to 603 and encodes 200 amino acids. NCBI's taxonomy places the organism in Eukaryota, Metazoa, Mollusca, Gastropoda, Lottiidae. The record is from RefSeq and is a predicted model, not a curated record. The transcript has 5 exons. Gene Ontology annotation, biological process: positive regulation of SREBP signaling pathway.